CAGCCAUCCUUCAGUGUUCACUCACACACACACACACACACACACGUCUCGGUACCUGUACGGUGUGGUGUACUCCAACGUCCCACGCAACGCCCGAGCGAACGAAAGGCUGCCCGGUCGCUACAAAGUGGAAAGUGGAAAGUGCCCAACUCCAUUCGACCCCCAACCUCCGAUCCCCGACCAGGUAGUCAGGUACGCCGCACAGCGCCUGCACCAACAACUAGUACCACCACUGCCCAAGGUACCUUACUCCAGCAAGUCGCAAAGUUGCUCGUUUUUUUUUGUGAUAGCUUCUGCCAUUCACCACACACUCCUUCUCUUCCGCAACUCUCCUUCGCCCAACCCCGGAACCCUCUCCCACCACCGACGACCGCUGCGUCUCGGGAUUCAAUUGCGCGCGACACCCUCCGAACCGUCAAUCCCGCUCGUUGUUCCCGAAGUUUGGGGACACGAAGAAAUCCAGAGUCAACGAUCCAUCAUACCUUGCGACGACGUCCCCUUAAAGCCCGACACCGUACCACCGCCAGCCACCCCUCCCACCCACGACAAGAACGUCGACCGACCGACUCGCCCCCUACUGCCACGAUACCCACGAUAACGAUCCCCCGGCAGUCACAAUGGGUGGUCAACUCUCAAAGAUGAUGGGCAAGAUCUUCGGAUCAAAGGAGAUGCGCCUGCUGAUGCUGGGUCUCGACGCCGCCGGCAAGACCACCAUUCUCUACAAGCUCAAGCUCGGCCAGGACGUCACCACCAUUCCCACCGUCGGCUUCAACGUCGAGACCGUCACCUACAAGAACGUCAAGUUCAACGUCUGGGACGUCGGUGGUCAGGACAAGAUCCGUCCCCUCUGGAGACAUUACUUUAGCGGAACCCAGGGUCUUAUUUUCGUCAUUGACUCGUCGGAUCGCGCGAGAAUCGAGGAGGCCAAGUCGGAAUUGCACAGAAUCAUCAACGACCGCGAAAUGAAGGACAGCUUGCUGCUGGUCUUUGCCAACAAGCAGGAUGUCAACGGAGCCAUGAAGCCGCAAGAAGUCACCGAGGCCCUGAACCUAUCAAAACUGAAAGACAAGGUCUGGUACGUUGUGCCCAGUUGCGCGACGACGGGCGAGGGCCUACUCGAGGGCCUGGCUUGGCUGUCCAACAACGUCAAGGCACCACCUGCCCCAGCCAAGAAGUAGACGACGAGACGAGCGGCAAACGCCUUUCUCGACCACCAAUCCGACUCUUUCAUGAUUCACCGACUCACCGAUAACUCCACCAAGCCCAUCGCCUGUCUACCCCAUCUCGCCUUUCCCGAUCUGUGUUCCCAUCGCAAGAACGCGUAUUGAGGCAUCCAACGAUCCCGGACCGAGUUCGACGGCGGGGACGUUCUAGAUCCUAACAAACGUCCAAGCACCCACCGCGGCCCGGGUAAUGGAUGCAGGAAAAGAUGUCUCCGCAAGGACGCGCUGCCAGGGACCUACCUCGAAAAACAGAGCGACUCAUCCCUCAUAAUCCAUUUCUCAGCAGCAACGGAUUUCCAUCAACCACGCGGAGACCUCUUGUUCUACUUCUUUUACCAAACCAAACCUCUUGAUGUAACGUUUUUUAACUACGCUGAUAUGGAGAAAAAGACGGAGAGAAAGGGGGAAAUAGGAGAAAGAGCCAAAAAGAAGGGAGAAAGGGGCGGCUUUUCCAACAUAUCAUCAUACGUUUUUCUCUUCCCCCCUCGGGCUGCUGGCUUAUUCUCUUCUGUCGCCCCCUUCCAACAUUUUCGUUUCUCUGGUUUCUCUGUUCCAAUGUUGUUCUGAAAUACCCGAGCUUUAGAAGGUGAAAGAAAAGAACGUGGGGAUUUUUUUGGGGCGGGGCCUAACAGGCAGGUAGUGAGUGUUCUUUCUCUCUUCCCUUUUUUAUUUUUGUGUUCCCUUAUCUUCAUAAGCUGUAUUCAAAUGAUGUACAAGAAACUGUCCAAAAAUGCCCGUCUGCGGUUCCCAUCCUCGUCCAUUCCAUCUUUCCCGUGAAGCAG
Molecule: messenger RNA, 2005 nt
Organism: Colletotrichum scovillei
Lineage: Eukaryota; Fungi; Ascomycota; Sordariomycetes; Glomerellales; Glomerellaceae
Product: ADP-ribosylation factor family protein
Exons: 3
Coding region: 618-1178 (186 amino acids)
Biological process (GO): vesicle-mediated transport; intracellular protein transport
Cellular component (GO): cytoplasm
Molecular function (GO): GTPase activity; GTP binding
Source: RefSeq, a predicted model, not a curated record